Molecule: messenger RNA, 1328 nt
Organism: Erigeron canadensis
Lineage: Eukaryota; Viridiplantae; Streptophyta; Magnoliopsida; Asterales; Asteraceae
Product: heavy metal-associated isoprenylated plant protein 3-like
Exons: 5
Coding region: 162-1085 (307 amino acids)
Molecular function (GO): metal ion binding
Source: RefSeq, a predicted model, not a curated record
CCCAUCUAAUCCUAAAUCAUUCUAUCCCACUUUCCCCAUUUUAAUUAAUUCUACAUGCACAUUUUUCUCUACAUUCAUCAUUACACAUAUAUGGAAACACUCCUUCCCUAUAUCUAACCCCAACACAACACAAAUAUAACAACUCCCAUCAACUCUACCAAAUGGCCAAGAAAAAGAACCGACAACAAAACAACAAUCAAAACGACGUCGUCGUUUCCGGUGGUAAUAAUGAUAAUGAUGAUGCAAAGAAGCAAUUAAAAGUAGUUCUUAAAAUGGACUUACAUUGUGAAGGCUGUGCUGGCAGAGUUGUGAAAGCUGUUCGCAACCUUGAAGGUGUGGAGUCAGUGAGGAUAGGAGACAGCUGUGAGUUAAACAAACUCACGGUGAUCGGAAACUUAGAUCCGGUCAAACUCCGGCAAAAAGUGGAAGAGAAAACCAAGAAGAAAGUGGAACUUAUUUCGCCGCCGCCGUCAAAAAAGCAAAAUGACGGCGAUGAAAAUACUAAAAAGAAACAACAACCACCACCUACGGAGAAAACAAAAACCGCCGUUAAAAAAGAUGAUGACAAGACGAAACCCAAGGAGCUACCGGUGACAACGGCAGUUUUUAAGGUUGCAUUACACUGUCAGGGGUGUGUUCGGAGGAUUCAUAAACUUGUUACCAAAACCAAGGGUUGUGUGGAUAUAUCGUUUGAUAAGAGUAAGGAUUUGGUGACGGUGAAAGGGGCGAUUGAUAUGAAGUUAUUAGGGGAGGCUUUGAAUAAUAAACUAAAGCGGCAAGUGGAGAUUGUUCCGACAAAGAAAGAUGGCGGCGAUGGUGAGAAGAAAGGGAAGGGAGGCGAUGGUGAGAAGGGGAAGGGUGGGAAUGACGGAGAGGGAAAAGGCGGUGGUGAGAAAAAGGGGAAAGUACGUGGCGCAGAGGACGGGGAGGGGAAUGGUGUUGGCAAUGCGGGUAUGCAUAAGAUUGAGAGUUAUGGUCCGAUGGUGUAUCCGUAUCCACAAUAUGUGUAUGGGCCGGGUCAUGUGGAUGUGCUUGCUCCUUCGUUGUUUAGUGAUGAGAACCCGAAUGCUUGUGUUGUUAUGUGAAAGAAGACUAAUGGUAGUGAUGUGCUAAUGUGAAGUAAAAUAGAAAGGUAAAUAAGGCUAGAAAUGCAGUAUAUACAAAAGUUUGUUAUGUUGAAUCUUGUUAGUUGUUGAUGGAAAGGGAGAAAUGGUUUUUGUUGUAACCAGCCAAUGGUUUGGUUUAAUGGGCGAUUUUGGAUGUAAUGGCAUGGAAGUUAACUUUUGAAGUACUUCGGUAAUUAUUGAUGGGUUAUGGUAUUACACUAU